CUCAAACUAAGCGGUUCCUCAACUCAGAGAAGGGCGAAGUUCUAGUUUCCCAUCUCCAGGAUCUCUCGGGAAGCCCAGCUGCUUGAGUACUGGGCAGGGGUCUCUGCCCCUCCCUGGGGGAGGCGGGUCGCCAGUGACGUCACGGGGGCAUUCGCGGCCUCUUUAAGACCCCCGCCUCCGCCCCCUUUCCCCAUACUCUACCCUGUUCUCUGGCUGCACCCGUUCUUUUCCUAGGCAGGUCUUCUCUAAGCCUCCAGCCAUGGCUUCUGCUGGCCUCCAGAUCCUGGGCAUCAUCCUUUCAGUACUGGGCUGGAUAUCAGGCCUAGUGUCCUGUGCCAUGCCCAUGUGGAAAGUCACGGCCUUCAUUGGCAAUAACAUCGUAGUGGCCCAGGUGGUGUGGGAAGGCCUCUGGAUGGCUUGUGUGGUCCAGAGCACUGGCCAGAUGCAAUGCAAGGUUCAUGAUUCCAUGCUGGCUCUGCCUCACGAUGUCCAGGCCUCCAGAGCCCUCAUGGUUGUUGCUCUGCUUCUGGCCCUGGUCGGCCUGCUGGUCUACCUGGCUGGGGCCAAGUGUACCACUUGUAUAGAAGAUGAGGAACCAAAAGCCCGGCUAGUACUGACUUCAGGGGUCAUUUUCCUCAUCUCAGCAGUCCUGGUCCUGAUCCCUGUGAGCUGGACUGCCCAUGUGAUCAUCAAGAAUUUCUACAACCCCCUGGUUGCUGAUGCUCAGAAAAGGGAGUUGGGGCAUAGCCUCUACGUUGGCUGGGCAUCUGCAAGCCUUUUUAUACUAGGUGGGUCCUUACUGUGCUGCACUUGCCCCUCCAGCAGCUCAAGGGGCACCAGCCAUUAUGUGGCCCGAUACUCUGCUUCUGCCCCUCCCCCAGGGGGCUCCCGAGGUCCUUCUGAAUACCCGACCAAGAAUUAUGUGUGAAUCUGGAAAGGGGGGAGGGAGGUAACAAAUGACUCCCUAAGGUAAGGGAGGUCCUCUUUCCCUCUCAAGAUGAAGUUACAGGUGACCCCUGUCAGUCUUGAGAGUUUUAGUUGUUUUUUUUUUAACCCCUUGGAUGACUGAGCCAAGAAGAUGACUCCACAUCCCUUCCUAGUCUUUACUGCUGCUACUGAUGCAAAGUCUUCCAGACGUCCUUGGAUAAGGAGCUGCAGAGAUCCUGCCCAAGAGCUCCAGCAUCUUUUCCUGGAUACUGCAAAGAUCUACACUAUUUCUCCGGAAAUGCCUGAACACUCUUUGGUUGUGGGACUGAAUUCUAACCCUGUCAAGUGCAAAGUUCUUCAGUGUGCUCUGUCCUUGCCAUCCCCAACUUUCAGGAAAACAGGAGCACCAAGAUUCCACUAGCCUUUCUUGGUUUCCAUGGGAACUGUGAUAGCUACUAUGAUUCUCCUGGACUCCCAGAAGGCAGAAAGUGAUUUUCCUGCUGGCUCUUGCAUCCUGCUGUUAACAUCCUCUUUCUAAUCCAGAAUCCAGCAAGCAUCUCUCCCACCCUCCCACCAUGCUCCUGCCUUCCUUCCCUGUCUCUUUUUGUGGAGUUUCCAUAGUUGGAGUUUUUAGAGAAUAAAAUGUGCCUUGCUAAAUGAUGAUGUUC
This is a messenger RNA of Trichosurus vulpecula (common brushtail), 1595 nucleotides long. It is a transcript of the gene CLDN6, whose product is annotated as claudin 6. The coding region runs from base 260 to 928 and encodes 222 amino acids. Gene Ontology annotation, molecular function: structural molecule activity. The record is from RefSeq and is a predicted model, not a curated record. Gene Ontology annotation, cellular component: bicellular tight junction; plasma membrane. The transcript has 2 exons. NCBI's taxonomy places the organism in Eukaryota, Metazoa, Chordata, Mammalia, Diprotodontia, Phalangeridae. Gene Ontology annotation, biological process: bicellular tight junction assembly; cell adhesion.